Messenger RNA from Adineta ricciae, 1521 nucleotides. The record is from the annotation of a GenBank genome assembly. Lineage: Eukaryota; Metazoa; Rotifera; Eurotatoria; Adinetida; Adinetidae.
AUGAAUACAAUCGAUGCAGAUGCUCGUCGUCUUCAGUCACUUGGUUACAAACAAGAGUUAACACGAGGUUUUACUUGUUUAACUAAUUAUGGAAUGUCUUUGUCAGUUAUCAGUGUGACAUCAGGUCUUUCGUCACUUUUCUCCUAUGGAAUGAUUACCGGCGGCCCAGUCGUGAUGAUCUGGGGAUGGUUAGUCGUUUGUUUUUUCACUCUCUUUGUUGUCUUCGGUAUGGCUGAAAUCUGCUCGGCUUAUCCGACAGCAGGUGGGCUAUAUUAUUGGACAGGUAUACUCGUUCCACAACGACACAAAGCAUUGGCAAGUUGGUUUACAGGUUGGUUUAAUUUAAUCGGACAAUUUGCCGUGACAGCAGCAAUCGAUUUUGGCCUUGCGACAUUAAUUGCAAGUGUGAUUUCAUUGUGUUUUGAUAUGCAAUGGUCGCCUAAACCAUAUCAUAUUCUUUUAAUUCAUUUAUCGAUCAUCAUCAGUCAAGGAAUAUGUAAUUCGUUAGGUGUACGUUUUCUCUCUUGGUUGACGUAUGUAUCAACAUGGUGGCAGUUGUUAGCACCGAUAAUUGUUUCAAUCACACUGUUAGUUGGUGCGAAACCAGGACAUCAAUCGAUGAAAUUUGUUUUUACUGAAUUUAAGAAUGAAACCGGAUGGACAAACAAAGUCUAUGUCAUUUUAAUGGGUCUUCUACAAGCUCAAUAUGUGCUGACGGGUUACGAUGCAUCUGCACAUAUGACAGAAGAAACAAAACAAGCAGAUAAAGCAAGUCCAUGGGGAAUGAUCAGUGCGAUACUAGUUUCAGCUGUUAUCGGUUGGCUUUUUCUUAUUGCAUUUUGCUUCGGCAUACAUGAUUACAAUCAUACUCUUCAAACUCCAACUGGCUUUCCAAUUACACAGAUUUUACUUGAUAAUUUCAGUCGCGAAUGGACUCUUGUCUUCAUGUCUCUUCUACUAGUUGCGUGUUGGUUCUGCGGUCUAACAUCAAUUACAGCCAAUUCAAGAAUGAUCUACGCCUUUAGUCGAGACCAUGCUUUGCCUGGUUCUCGUUGGUGGCAUACGAUUCAUUCACGUUUAUCAUGUCCUAUCAAUGCUGUAUGGUUAUCAUGUGCUAUUGCAUUUCUUCCUGCUUUGCUCUAUUUAGUCAAUACAACUGCUUAUGUGGCCAUUACUAGUCUUUCAACAAUUUGUUUAUACAUAUCAUAUGCGCUACCAAUUGGAUGUAAACUUUUUUAUCCGAACAUAUUUCUUGGCGGUCCGUUUCAUCUGGGAAAGUUUUCCACGCUCAUCAAUACGGUUGCUGUCCUUUGGGUUAGUGUUAUUGUCGUUCUCUUCCUUAUGCCACCAGUCCAUCCGGUAACAGCAGUUACUAUGAAUUACGCAUCGGUUGGUGUUGGAGGUGUACUGAUCUUUGCUGGACUUGCUUAUGUUCUUUCGGCAAGAUAUUGGUUCUAUGGGCCAGCGACGAAUGCAAACAUAAACAUCGAUAAAAUUCAUAUGAAUAAAAAUUUCAUCUAA